AUGGAAUUUCAUUCAAAAGAAAGACUGAUUAGACCCUGGCUGUCUGGAUUCUUGGUAACUGAACUUAAAACUCUCCAUCAGCAACUUUCUACUUGUGCUGCUGCAUCCCAAUCACAUAGACUGGAUUCUGCACUUGGAAAUAAUCAUCAUCACAAUGCAUCAAUCCAGUCAAGACUGGAUACUUUACAUACAUUAUCCGAGUGGUCAGACUGCAAAAACAAUGUUCAGAUUGUGAAUAAUAAUUCAAAUGCUGCACAUUGUUUGGAAAUAGCCGAUCAAGGUGUUACGAUUCAAGCGAGUUUAUCAGAAAACUUGAUUGCCAGAUAUCAGGACACAUAUGGACCAGAGUUUUUACUUCAAUUUAGAGGAGGUUUAUCGACGCUACGUCGAUAUAAACUACAGUUUACUAUGAAACAUCUACAUAUUAUUCCAUCCAUCUAUAUCGAUGAUUGGAUUAUAAUAGGCUCAGAAGGAUCUCCACCCAUGUUUACAAACACAAUCUCUCCUUCCAAUCAUCCAGAUAUCAAGAUCUUGCUUAAUGUAUUAUCUCAACUUAUCACCGAGUCGUCUUCAACUCGGCUUUCCACCAAACUCUGCAAGAGUGCAUCUACUCCAUUGGUCACUGUAAGCGAAAAAUCUGUGUCUUGUUUGGAUUCGUCUAGAAAAUCGUCUUCUCAAUCAGAGUCUAUUAAAAGCAGUGGAUCGAACGUGCCUAUGCAGCCAAAGCAGACACAGUCCAAGCUGUUGCCUGUUGUUGCGGCUUUUAAAUCUUUAAAAGAAAUAGCAAAUGAUCCAGAAUCUGUGGAUCUUUGUAAGCAUCCACAGCAACAUGCACAAGGUUUGAUAAAUACAACAUCGCUUCCAGUAACCAGCAUUCCGCAGUUGUUUGAACUGUCUGAUCAAGAUAUUGGCAUUUCAUCGGAUCAAGGGCUUCUUAUAGAUGCCAUUGAACCAAAAAACUACCCAAUGCCAGUAUCUGAACAAACUCUGUUGCUUGCAUUGAGUGGAGCAAACAUAAAAGCCGAUUCGACCGUUUCCGCGUUAAACAUGCUAUGUUUUAUAGCUGAAGAAUGCCAAAAUGAUACUGGAUUUACUAAAUCGCAGUUACUCUCUCACCACACAUCUGCACAGCCGAUCGGACCAUCAAAUCAUCAUCAGAACUGCUUUCAAUCACAAAGUGCAUUACAGUCUCCAGACAUAAUGUCAAGUGAUGGCCCUAAUAGCGUGAACAAUGUCAAGUCUGCAUUACACACUCGACCACUCACUUCAUCUAUCCAAUUACAUAAAGGUAUUCAACCGCCAUGUGUUGACCAUGCAGUCGCAUCUACUUCUACAGUCGAAUGUCAUGAUUACGAAUCUGAUACGACUAAAAGUCGUCCUGACACCAAAUCAACACCAUUAGUUUCUUUUAAUCGACUUGUGGAUAGUGUUUCAAUUGACGAAAAUGACGAUUUAGGAUUUGAGAUUACUGAUCUUCCAAUGGAGUUAUACAGCGGUUCUGAUGGAUCUAGCAUUGGUGUUUCUGCAGAACCCUUGUCCCAGAAUACUGUAAAACCAUCUUUGAUCAAGAAUCAAUUCCCUGAUCGCCAUAUACUUGAUCCUACUUCUAGUCUGACUGGCACACCUGUAACAUCGCUUAAAGUUGAAACCGAUUUGGCCGCGACUACUGUCAGUGAUAGCGAAAAGGAGUUGGCAUCUAGGAACGUAAAUGAGCUGUCCUUGGAGACCUCCGAGGACAAAUCAUUUGAUCAUGACCAAGAUAUUACAAUGACUGAUUCUCUGUUGGACAAGCAUAUAGACACAUCUGUAGUGACUGACAAGGCGUUGCUGAUUAACAACAAAAUGCAAAACACACUGCGAUCUCUGGAUGAGGAUAAGGGAUCUGUAUCCAACUCCGUGUCAACUACCACAUCCAUGCUUAAAAAUGGAGUUGAUAUUUUAUCAAACAAAACUCAUGUAUCAUCUUGUGCAUCAUACAUUAGUUUGAGCCAGCCCAUGCCAUCAGCAGUAAAAUUAUGCUCAACACCAAAAAUGUCAAGCAGUCAAGACAAUACUCUACUCAAUCCUGCAUUUUCUGUUCAGAUGCUAAAGGACACGUCAAAUCUAAAGCCUAUAAAAAGGUCUACAUCAUUGCCCAUGCACACACACCUCAUAGUCGAAAAGAUUCAAACUAUGCCUUUAACAACAUUUCAAACCUCUCAAUCUGGCACCGUUGCACUUGUAUCUGAAACCCAAGCAUGCUCUGAAGCAAUUUCUGUUGCUAAAAGCCCUAGCACUGUAGUUGAUGAAACUGCGCAAAGUAAAUAUGCAUUGAAUAUGUUGUCAAUGGAUGUCGAAAAUUUGGCCGAGAUUCGUCAUGUUUCAAAUGAUUUUCAAACUCCAACGUCUAUAACCGAUACAAUCAAAACUGGCAUUGCCCAAAACUUUAAAACAAUCGAGGCAGGAUUGUCAGAAAGUACCUCACUGCAGCCAGAUACCUGCAAGCUGCCAUCAUCCCCCAUACAAUCAAGUAUAAUCCAGCCAGAAAGCAAACUAUCUUAUUUAACUGAUUCUAUGGAUUGCAUGAGUUCUUUGAUUAGCACCGAAACAGUCGGAAAUAUGGCAUCCAACACUGCUUGCGUGCAUCUACCAACGAGUUUAACAAAUGAUUUGCACGAUUCGUUCAAUACUCAAAAUAGCCACAUUUCACCAAAUCGUGUUGUUUCACCAAACAAGCAUGGUGACACUAUGUAUCGUGACGGUAACCACGGUUUCUUUGAUGUAAAUGAUAUUUCCAAUGUCAUGGGUGAUGAUGAUGACGACUAUAUAUUUCAUUCGCCUGGAAUGAAAGAGCCUCAAAAGCACCAUCCUGAUAGUUUAGCCUGCAGUAAGACGGAUCAUGCUGAUGAUUAUAAUGUCGAAGAUGGCGUUGUCGUAACGGAUUAUGAUUUAUGCAGCAUCAGACUAGAUAGUCCAGCAACGAAAGAGUUUUCUGAUACAGUCAAAGUCACAAUCGAUAGACAUAGUAAUAGUGAUGAUGAGAGAUCGAUCGUCGACUAUUCGGAAUCCAACAAAAUUUCGGAAAAAUAUGACAAUGAGCCGCUGACUAUUAAUGCCAUGAUGUCUACUAUAAGUGAUGAUUCUAGUAGUUCUACUUCUCGUGAAAGCUACUCUGACAAAAAUGACAAAAAAUCAUGUGUUGAUGAUAUUUCCAACUCUUGGAACUCUCCACUAUCACCGGAUCUUGCUCAAUCUCAAUCUUCUAGGAAAUCCACCGAGUCGAGCCACAAUGCUACAGCAGUUUACACACCUUCCAGUGAUGUUUGCUCCAUUGAAGCAGAGUUAUUAUCACAGUCUUUGGACAGCAACGAAUUAGUUGACUCGGACAAUGAAGAAAUGAGUGAAAAAGAUGCUUUUGAAUCGGACAAAUUAGCCCGAGCAGCAAUGCAAGAUAUCACUCCUUUGAUUUCGAAAACUGCGUGUUCUGUCAAGGUAAAUCAAGUUUCUGACAAGCGUGUGCCUUUGAAAAGUAUGCGUGGUACUCUCAAUACAAUAAGACGGCAUUCUGCAGGUGCAUCUGGGCCAAUGCUGACACAGUAUGUGAAACCGAUUGAUUGUCACAAACUGAUACCUGCAAGUGGAAUACCUAAACCUAAAGUUCCUUUACCCAAAGUACUUGCCAAUCACCCAGUGCUGGGAUCAAAUUCGAAUUUGGAAAAAUUGCGUCAACAGCUUCGAUCUUCUAAAGGUCCUUCUAUCCGUGAUCGAUUAAUUACGAGUUACUCGAAAGCCGCAUCUUCCUCACCUUCAUCUGUUACUGGUGCAUCAUUAAUCAAGAAUAUUGCGUUUACAACUCAAAUUGAUGGUCAAAACAAUACUCGACGCAUCCAAAAAAUAGCUGACGCAGUGGUUGCACCCGCUGCAGAAUCUGCGCAAAAUGUAGCCUCGUCCUUGACUCAUGCAUCGACUGUGAAAUCUAUCAAAUCGGCAACUACUUUAAGGAGAUCUGUAGCUAAACGUUCAACCAAAAAUUUCAAGACCACAUCGCUUAUGCAUGACUCGAGUCCAUCUCAAUCUCCUUUUGCUGGACCAUCUGCCUCUGGUUUCAAACGACGACUAUCUGAAAAUACGCCAACCAUCAACUCGUCACAAUCUAUUGCUUAUUCAAUGCGAUACUCGCAUUUACGACGACAGACUUCACCUAUAGCUGGAUCUGGAUCUGCACUUGGCACUACUCCAACUAGAAAUAUAAAGCAAACUGGUUUAUCAAGUAUGACUUGUAGCAUGAAAGAUAAGGAUCGAUCUACAAGACCCACAAAGACAUUAAAAACCUCACGUUCAGGUUGA
This is a messenger RNA of Batrachochytrium dendrobatidis JAM81, 4326 nucleotides long. RefSeq lists its product as uncharacterized. Lineage: Eukaryota; Fungi; Chytridiomycota; Chytridiomycetes; Rhizophydiales. The record is from RefSeq and is a predicted model, not a curated record. The coding region runs from base 1 to 4326 and encodes 1441 amino acids. The transcript is spliced from 5 exons.